GUAAAUUAUUGGGGGUGAUUAAAUAGUGAAACCAGAUAAACAUUUAAUCGAAUCUCAUUAUAAGAAGAAAACUCUCACCAAGUAAAUAACUAAAUAUAGGCCAAGAUGUCCUUAUAGACCAUCAAAUUUUCAUUGUGGAUUGAUGAUUUUCUUGUGUGACGACGGUUAAGGGAUCGAAGCGUAACUGUCUUUGUUUCAUUACUAUUUCUAUGACCAAAAUUUAAGUUUACUGAUUGGAAUCGUAAACUAGUAAAAGUUCAGGGGCUAACCAAUAUUCAGUAGAAUUAACAGAGGAAGUGCGCGUGCCCCUCAACUCUGUAAGAUUCUGGUUUUUUCAUUUUUUGAUCGACUGAUAGGAAAAGGAAAUCGCAGAGCAAGCUUAUCUGAGAAAGAUGAGGAAAUUGAAGCAGUUCAUAGCAGGGGAUGAGGAUGGCGACAGGGGAGAGAGCUUUUUGGAAGAAGAUUCAGAUAGGUCUUGUUCCCUCACUGCAACGCAGAGAAUGUACGCAUUCGCAGCUUGGCUUGCUGCUGGUCUGGCUUUCAUGUUUCUGUCAUUGAUUGUGUUUGUGAAACCCAUCAAGUUUGCCUUGUUGUUCACUUUCGGCAACAUAUUUGCUGUUGGAAGCACAGCCUUUCUCAUUGGAACUGGGCAGCAACUGACCAUGAUGUUUGACUCCACCCGUGUGUAUGCAACUUCCAUAUACCUUGGAUGCGUCGUAAUAUCACUUAUCUGCGCCCUUUUGAUCCACAACAAGAUUUUGACAUUGAUUGCUAUAGUAUGUGAAAUAUGUGCCCUGAUUUGGUACAGUUUGAGCUACAUUCCUUUCGCCCGAACGAUGCUGUCCAAUUUGAUGGUUCGUGUCUUUGACACAGAACUAUGACCAACCGGCAUUUCUCUCUCGCCAGGAGUUCCAUUUGUCACACCUUCCCUAACUGCUCUCUUGGAAGCAACCCACGGCUUCCGCCAGAACUUUUACGCCGUCAAAUCUCAUCACAAAACUAGACAAGGAAGAAAAGCAGAGAAAGGCAGAUAGUCACAGUAGAGCUACUAGAACAGGUUUGCCUGGAUGGGCCAGAUGGAGGAAGAAGAAGAAGGGAGUUAUUAAUAUAUUUGCCUUGCUUCUGCAGAAAUGGGCCCAGAAAAUAAACAAAGGGAAAGGAUGUGAACAUCUAAGUUUUCAAACCGGUUUAGCAAGUGGGAAUUGUACACCAGUUGUAUAUAAUCGAUUUGUGCAUGAUUAUCUCGGCUUAAUAAAAUACGACAUUCCAAAUUAAUUAACAAAAAUUCAUAUUUAAGUACAACAGUUAACGUCAAAAUCUAAAUGUUUAUACCCGAAUCCAACAAAAAAUUACAGGAACUUUUAACUUUUAUAUUCAUAAAAUAUACAAUAAAUUCAUUAUUUAUUAAUCAAACUUACCAAAUAGACGUCAUCUUACUAAGAAUUCGUAAACCGAUCGUGACGGUCAUACUAGCGAUGUUUAUGCCAGUUUUAAGACCGACAUCGAUUCAACCAGAUUCAACCGACUGGCAUGUCACCGGCAAUGACAAUCAUGGUCAAUAUAGUAGGGGGUAGGUGUGAUAUCAACUUUACACCAAGAAAGAAGGAAGAAAGGAGCAUGUGGAAUAUCUUUUACUUCCCCUAUUUUGAGUGGUAGAGCUACCUAACACAGUUAACAGUGGACACACAGGUGGAGCAGUAGUAGUAGUACUGAAUACUCAUUUUAUGUGUUUGUUGAAAUAGGAAUCUCAUAACGCUCCCUUACUUUUCCCCUAUCAAACUUCAGAACUGUAGGACCAGAAUUCAGAUGUUGCAACCGAAUUCAUUCAAAUAAGUUUGAGUUGUUGGUUGUGGGGAAGAUUGAAUAAUGGGGAUUGAAUCCAAAACCAUUGAGCAGCGGGCGAAACGAAAAGGAUUCUAAAGUCAUAAAUUUUUCUUGAUUGAAUCUAAAUCUUUGAAAGAUGGCCAAUUCUACUGUUUGAACAAUAUAUGUUCUAAGAUAAUAUAAAAAAAUAUUGUAAAAAAAAUUAUUAUAGGACAUGGGUAGUGUAUCUAUAGGGCAUUGGAGUAUCAUUAUAAAAGUACCAAGUUUUGACUUUCUAAUGUUGAUAAAAGUGAGAUAAUCCGCAGCUUAAUUGUCUGCAAGACUGUGACCACGAGGAAACAAUGAUGGAGUUCAUUUGGGUGGGUUGGUGGAGGACAUUAACAGUUCUCAAGAGACGUGAUUAAGGUGUGUUUUGAUGCUUGCUUAUUAAAGGGAAAUUGUGUCCAUCACAAUUUGUUAAAUUUUUAAUUUGCUGCAAAGACCUUUCAAUAAGGUUUAAUGAUUACU
Molecule: messenger RNA, 2331 nt
Organism: Linum trigynum
Lineage: Eukaryota; Viridiplantae; Streptophyta; Magnoliopsida; Malpighiales; Linaceae
Source: the annotation of a GenBank genome assembly